AGCGCCACAGCCUCCUCCUCUUCCAUCAUGGCUCCCUCGGCAGACAGGCAGGGAUACUGGGGGCGGCCGACCUCAACGCUGGACUGGUGCGAAGAGAAUUAUGUCGCCUCUUUUUACAUCGCGGAAUUCUGGAACACUGUCAGCAACCUGAUUAUGAUCCUUCCUCCCAUUUAUGGAGCCAUUCAGACGUUCCGAGACGGCCUCGAGUUUCGCUACAUCUGCUCUUUCCUUGGACUGGCAGCUGUCGGUGUUGGUUCCUGGUGCUUCCACAUGACGCUGCUGUAUGAGAUGCAGUUACUGGACGAGUUGCCGAUGAUUUACAGUACAUGCGUCUUUGUCUACUGCCUAUAUGAGUGUUUCAAACAAGAGAAGAGCAUCAGUUUAUUUACGAUUGCGUUGCUGUUAAUCUUCAGCGUCUCGGUCACUCUGGUGUACUUGCAGUGGAAGGAGCCCGUCUUUCAUCAGGUCAUGUAUGGCGCGCUCGUAGCUUGCCUAGUGAUACGAUCUAUCUUCAUUGUGACAUGGGUGUACCCAUGGCUGCGGCCACUGUGUUACACCUCCUUAGGAGUCUUUAUGUUGGGCUUCCUGCUGUGGAACAUUGACAACAUCUUCUGUGACACACUGAGAACCAGCCGGCAGAGACUUCCCUCUGGGGUCGGAGUAGUGACACAGUUCCAUGCCUGGUGGCACAUCUUCACAGGCCUCGGGUCCUACCUGCACAUACUUCUCAGCCUGCAGAUCAGGUCAACCUACCUCAAGCACAGACCAAACGUAAAGUUUCUUUGUGGAGUUUGGCCCACGUUGCACAUUGAUCCACAGAAGACGAGUUGAGCUGAAGGGACGGGGGCCGACUGAAGGCCGGUGACUGCCAUACCCAGACACCAUCGGCACAGGGAACUGCCCAAUGCCCACUGCUCGGGACUCAGCCCAGGUGGACCCCAAGGCACCCCCCUGGGGACCCCUCAACUCUGCACUGUGGGGAUUUUACAAAGAACAGUAAAGCACUCAGUCCAGUUUAAAGGAAUGUAAGAUUCUUUUCACAAUUAAUUAAAUUAGCUUUUCUGUAAUCUUAUUGAAGUGUACUAAUUGUAUUUGCUCAUUCAAUUUAAAUCCAGAAAGGAUGUGUCGGCCACCGCAGUGGUAAAUACUGAAGGGGAUGGGUAUUUUCUUAAUUAGAGAUUGGGAACAGGAAAAGCUCUGUCAUCAUUCAGUCUUGGUCCAUGAGCAUAUUUAUUGUUGUAUGUUUGAUUCUGUGUAUAUUUGAAUCUCCGAAACCUAAAGAUAUUUAAAUAGAUCCCGAAGCUAAAGUAUAACUAAGACCUUUGCAUAUGAGUAGUUUUAACACAGGGUCGUUUGAGGGAGUAUCGUAUUGCUUUUAGAUGUGAUCACUACAGACGGGAUAGAAAGUGCCAACGAGACAGUGGAAGUGAGACUGUGUCCUUGAAGCCUAGCCUUCCUUCAUUUUGACUUUCCUCUUUUCCUCUCUAACCAAGCCAAGACUGGAAUUAUCAAUUGCUCUUUUCUUUCUUUGCCAAAUUUGUUCUGGAAUUUUAAAAGAGUCUCGUAAUGAGAGAGACUUUUACAUGUUUUACCUUGCUGUGUUGGAGAAGGAAAUGCAACGCUCACACCUUUGUUCCAUGGCAUUAUCACAUAUCCUUGUGUUGUUUAAGGACACCAGAUAAGAAUGUGCCAGUUACACAAAGCCAGUCGAACCACUUUCGACAGCUCGGGUUUCUGUGGCCAGAGAAGCGCUUUCACACUCUUUAAAGGGGGUACUGCACACAUCUGAGAGGGACAAUGAUUUUACAGCCCCCCUCAGCCCCGUAUGGGUCGACUGUUGGGUGGUAACAGAAUCCCCAUGAGCCUCCCUCAGGGUGUGUUAUGUUAAGAAACCUGUGUGGAUCAGAUAUGGAUAGUUGAGACACAGUUAACGAGGCAGGCUAACACAGACAACAUGUUGAAGAGGAAGAUUUUAUAUUUGCGUCAUUGCAUCGUCCUGCUGCAGAGGACCAGACAGCCUCCUGCUUUGUUCAACUCCUUUAUAGUCGAGUGUUUUUAUCAUAACUAAUAACUAGUUAUUAUAAAAACACUCGACGAUACCACUACAUUCUAUUUAUGCCACUUAUUUAUUCGUCCUUUCUUUUGUUUCCUUUAUUUACGCCGAGGCGUGAUGCUGAAGAGUCCAAUGGUCCAUGUGCAUCUUGUCAGGGAAACAGUUUAUGAUACAACCGCUAGGUGGCAUCAGUGUCCAGCUUAUUUCAGACAUUGCCAAACGUGCCACAGUGCACUGAUGAGCUAUACCUACUGUAGAAGAGGAUCUCUGACUUGCUUUUCCUCUGAUGGAGUUGAGGCGUGAAGCAAAGGGAUUUGUGUGUGUGUAUGUGUGUUUGUUCUGCUGCUGUGAAUACGUGGAUCUGUAAUGGUAACAAUAGAACCUAGAGCCGGCACUCUGGAAAUGCACAUGAAGUAUGUUGUUUGUGUGUGGGGCUCCGGAACGGCUGUGUGCCGGGUUAUCUCCAGAGACGGCACACGUUACAUCCAUAUAUCAAGAUGCAUUUUCACUCUGCUAACCCAGAGUUACAAGUGUUCAUAAGCACAACAUGUGAAAGAAAAAAGUAUUAACAUUGUUCAAAUGUCUGUUUGGAACCUCCAAUGUGUGUUAACAUCGUUGACAUGGCUGCUCAUCAGCAGAGGUGAGCGGCCGUCAGAGCGGGUGCCUUAUUGUUGUCCUCGCAGUCCAAGUAAUCCGAGUUGCCUUGACGAUGGUGAUAAACAAACCCAUUCAACUGCCCCAUUAAUUUCAUUCGUCCAGCAUCUAAGUUACAGGUCGUUCUAAUGAUGUUCACUGUAGCUGUAAGUAAAACAAUAGGUGUUGAGGCCAGAAGAGCAAACUGUUGAACUCUGGUCACGAACCAGGCUUUAAUGAUUUGUAUUGUAUAUCUGUAUUGUCAAAUAAAAGAAAAUGUGUCGGAC
This is a messenger RNA of Pseudoliparis swirei, 2973 nucleotides long. RefSeq names its product alkaline ceramidase 3 (gene acer3). Gene Ontology annotation, cellular component: endoplasmic reticulum membrane. Gene Ontology annotation, biological process: ceramide metabolic process; phytosphingosine biosynthetic process. The record is from RefSeq and is a predicted model, not a curated record. The transcript is spliced from 11 exons. NCBI's taxonomy places the organism in Eukaryota, Metazoa, Chordata, Actinopteri, Perciformes, Liparidae. Bases 28 to 831 code for a protein of 267 amino acids.